This is a messenger RNA of Cooperia oncophora, 510 nucleotides long. Lineage: Eukaryota; Metazoa; Nematoda; Chromadorea; Rhabditida; Trichostrongylidae. The record is from the annotation of a GenBank genome assembly.
AUGUCAGGCUAUUGGACAGGUUCAUUCGUUCAGGUGAUCAAAGCGUAUCGCAUUCUGUCGACGGACACUCCGACGUUGGUCGUGGAGGUGGCCUCCGAUCCGCCAGCAAUAUUUGAAUGGUUCUGCAAUGACAAAUCGGUGCAACAGGAUCGUCGACGCUUCCAAGCCCGUCAUGGACUGAACAUAACCACGUUAACUGUACACGAACCUGAGCAGGGCGUCUACAAGUGUACGGCACGAAAUCCGGCUGGAACCAGUACCAGUUAUGGAUAUAUAACUGUCAAUUGUGAGUUGACCUGUUUUCUCAAAGGGUUACAGACUACGGAGUAUGAGGGGGGGGAGGGGUGUUUGGGGGAACAGGGUGAUGUCAGGCUUCAUAUCUAUCUGCCGUUGUCGCAUUCCGGCAUGCCUGUCUCACUGGGAAAUGCCAAUGCAGUUUCAGCAGUUCCCGCAUUUAUUGUACCGGGCAGCCCCCUGAGUGGCAAAAUUGGCUCGCUAUGCUCAACGUAA